CCGCCACUAGCGCCAAGAUGGCUGCCCCCAGGGAGCAGCGAGACGAAAGUGGAAAUGGAGUGUGAGGGCUCCACAACCCUCCUUCAUGGAUCGCAGCGCGGAGUUUCCAAGGUGGAAGGCGCAGUGUCUGAACAAAGUGGAUCUCAGCAGGAAGGGCUGUGUGGACGAGGAUGUAGUAGACCUUGUGCAGCUUCUGAACACGCGGGAACAGUUUUUCACCACCAGUUCCUGCGCGGGUCGCAUCCUCCUCAUAGACGGGGAUAUAAAUGGUUUUGAGGUUCAGAAACAAAACUGUUGCUGGCUGCUGGUUACACACAAACCUUGUGUAAAAGAGGAUGUGAUGGCAGCUCUGAAGAAAGCCAGUGGCAAUGCAGUUUUAAAAUUUGAGCCACUUGUCCUUCACGUGCAGUGUCGGCAGCUGCAGGAUGCACAGCUUCUGCAUUCAGUGGCAAUUGAUUCUGGUUUCAGGAACUCUGGCAUCACAGUGGGAAAGAAAGGAAAGACUAUGUUGGCUGUCCGGAGCACACAUGGCUUAGAAGUUCCAUUAAGCAAUCAGGGAAAAUUGAUGGUGACAGAGGAAUAUAUUGACUUCCUGUUAGAUAUAGCAAAUCAAAAAAUGGAGGAAAACAAGAAAAGAAUCUUAAGGUUUUACAACUGCCUACAACAUGCUUUGGAAAGAGAAACAAUCACUAACUCACAUCACAAGAUCAAAGAGGAAAAUAACCCAUCCUGUUCUCCUAAGAAAGAAAGAAACCCAGCAGAAGCUCACAGCAAAUGCAUCCUUGAGGAAAAUGAUAAAGACAUUGAAAAUGAUGACGAUGACAACCCAGGACUCAGCGUUACUGUCUUCCCCAAGGAUUACUAAGAUUUGGUUCUGAAGUAUUUUGGUAAAAUACUGUUUGUCAGAGAUUUUAUAUAGCAGUUGCUGAGUGCAUUAGCUGUUGAAAGCAAGAUCUCAUUUCUCUGUAUUUUAGAGAAGCCCAUGUUACAAUCCCAGGUGGCUUUUAAAAAACACCUUUUUAUACUGUUGCUCAUGAAGUAUUACCUUUUUUAGGCAUAUAAAAUCUUUACAAAAGUAAAAUUGCGAUUUUUCAAUGCCUCCUUUUGUUUCAGUUUUCACUUCUAUGAAAUAGGAAAACUAAAUAUAAUAUCCUUUCGAGACAACCUCAACGUUUUGGGCAUUUAAGUAAAAAUGUGAGUAAAAUUUCUUUCCUUUAAUUUUGAAGCCUCCAGCUUUUAGAGGAAGGUUGGAGUUUGCUUCCAUGGCUGUGGAGUCCAAUGACAAGUCUUUCCCUCCCUUUCUUCCUUUUGGGUUAGACAACGGAUACACUUCUUGUUAAAGACAGAAUUCUUUAACUUCUGCUUGCAUUAUUUCUCCCAGACCAGAGCUUGCCCCUGGCCCGAUCUCUGAAACCCAUAGGCCCACUUUUCCCCUGAUCCUGUGAGAAAUGGUCAGUCAGACACAGGCUUCUUAACAGACAGAACAGACAUACUGUGGAGAAUUACCAGAAUCAAAAGCCACGGGUUUGAAUUCUGAAGGCUGCACAGAAGUAGGAGGUCCUUGAGCAAAUUUCUGACUUCCUGGGCUUGUCUCUUGUACGUAGUAAUAAUUCUAAUACCUGCCUGAUUGACACUGUCAGAGCAUUGCAGGAUCGUGUUCAAAGUGAGAAAGUAUUUGCUAAUAGCCCAUGAUGCAUAUAUGUUACUAUUUAUUUUCAUUAUAGACUGAAAAUGCUUUCAUACUGUAUUUUCAGAGUGUACCAGGUCACAAUUAUAUAUUUGAGAGGUAAUCCCUAGACACAGAAUUAAUAAAUUACAAGAUCAGAAUGUCAAAUAGAAAAAAUUAUAGAAAGUAGUAAGCACAGGUAUGAUUACAGCAUUUCGUGGUAUUUUUGUAUUUGCCAAAGUGCUACUGUACGGAUUAUGGUUAGGUUGGACGCCUCAGCUGCUUGCCUUUGGCAGCAUUUUGUACAUUCAGUUUUAAAAUAGGCUGAUUUCGUAGCCAUCUACCGACCUGUCAGUAAAUCAGCCGGGAUGGCAUCCAGACAGCUCCAAAGUUACUGUCGUUUUCUUUAUUCUGUUUCUUGUCAUUCCUCUGAACUGCUCAUUUUUUGGGAAUAUAAAAUAAGAAUAUGUCACUUAUGACCUGAUUUCUCUUCGUAUUCUCACAACAUUCUGGGAGUCGAGUCUUCUAGUGCAGUCCCGGGCCCUACUUUGUUCUUGUUUCAUUGCUCCAGGGAGCUUCCUCUGUGUCCUCAGUCUCUGCCAUCCAGGAUAUGGUCACUUCUGUGCCUCCUGGGAUCCCUGAACUGAAUCCUCUGAGUCGUUUCUUGGUUUAUGGAGAAUCCUUUUUAUCUUCUUACUCCUUUUGUUUCUGAUAGCUUUAGAGUAAACACAUUCAUCGUUUUCUUUAACACUUAUCCCCGCUUAGAAUCAUCUUUAAAACUCUGACAAAAUAAAGCAAGUAUCCAAGAAUUUCCAGGGAGGGCCAUGAGGCCUUGCAUUUAUGAGGUGUGAUAAAAAAUGCAAAUUUUUAAUUUUUUAGAUGUAUCCAUUAAAAUACAGGUCAUCAUUGAUCUUCCUCGAAACACUCCCACACUGAUCCCGUAAUUCUUGCCGCUUUCCGAAGCAGUUCUGGAAAUCCUUUUUCCUCUUCUGUUGCACGGUCAUGGCUGCCUCCGUGUCCCAAAUCUGUUCAAAACAUUUACCUUUCAUGCUUAUUUUGACUUCAGGAAAGAGCCAGAGUUGGAAUAACAUGGACCUUUCCGUCGGAUGGGGCUUGGCAGCAGUCACCUCAUUCUUAAAGUCACACCUUGUAAAGACGCAAACGAGGACCCGCAGGACUGCUUCAGAAGCGGCACCAAUGAUGGGAUGAGUGUGUGGGAAGAGCGGGCACGGGGUCCCACUGCUGACUGACUCGGAGCCUGAGAAAUGUAAGUGCAUCGGAGGACAGUGACGGUCAUAAGCCUGCUCUCGGGGACAUGCACAUAACCAACAAGCACACACGUGCAGCGCGACCAAGGUCCCUGGGCUAGUGUUUCGUCUUACCACAUCCCAGUGAGCUGAUGAGGCAGCAUAACUGUCCUGAACUAAUGAGCUCUGUUGACUAAAGAGUAGCUGUUUUGUCGCUGUUCUGCUGAAGGAAUAAAGAUGAGCCCUGGAGCCCUGGAGCCCUGGACUGCCUGCCGCUGCUGUCACAGAUCUCCUCUCUGCAUCUUGUUCUUUAUGGGGGAUGAAUUAACUCAUCACGGUACUAAGGAUGGAAUGGACCCUCUUCAGGUGCCCUUGGGGAGGCUUGGCCUUCACAGGGGGAAGUGAGUGUUUCGAGGGGAUUAAUGGGAAUAUGUCUUUUACUAUAAUACAUUUUUUAAAAACUUAAACCUUCACUGUAUUUUUCAGUCACCAUUUGCGUAAUUUUUCAGAUUCCCAAGCUCUCAUCAAAGUAAAGGGUAACCAGGCCUGCCUACGUGUCUGUGUUUGGCCUCCCUUCCACGUCCUUCUCUUCACCCCACCUUUUGCAUUCACAGAGACUUGGCUCAUCAGUGAUUCGCACCUGCCUGGCCCUUCCCUGGCCUCUGGCUAACUGGUAGACCUCUACAGCAGAGCUGUUACCUUCUAAAUUAUUUUUUUUCUCUUGUUAAACUUCAACUUACAGAAAGCAGGUUUUCGUUGGGUUAUUUUCUUGUUGAAGCCAAUAAGAAUGUUUGUAUUGGUGGCUCUUCAGGGGCAUG
This is a messenger RNA of Fukomys damarensis (Damara mole-rat), 3731 nucleotides long. It is a transcript of the gene Tyw3, whose product is annotated as tRNA-yW synthesizing protein 3 homolog. Gene Ontology annotation, cellular component: cytoplasm. The transcript has 6 exons. Gene Ontology annotation, molecular function: tRNA methyltransferase activity. Lineage: Eukaryota; Metazoa; Chordata; Mammalia; Rodentia; Bathyergidae. Bases 86 to 865 code for a protein of 259 amino acids. The record is from RefSeq and is a predicted model, not a curated record. Gene Ontology annotation, biological process: tRNA methylation.